UCGGCAAGGUCGAAGGAGGAGGGGGCGGAGCAAACAGCCUUAGCCAAGAUGGCGGGCCUAGAGCGCGGCGGUGGGGGUCCUCCGCGGUCGGUGAUGGGUUACACGCCGGACGAGAAGCUCCGGCUUCAGCAGCUGAGGGAGCUCCGGCGGCGCUGGCUCAAGGACCAGGAGCUGAGCCCGAGGGAGCCCGUCUUGCCGCCGGAGAAGCCCGGCCUGGUUGAGGGCUUCUGGCAGAACUUCCUCAAACCUGGCGGGCUGUGGAGGACUCAGGUGUACAAAACCUACAAAGCUGGAGCAUUUGUUUUCACUGGAAUACUUGUUCCUUUUUGGCUUACUCACUACUACGUAAAAUACCACCUGCUGUAUCAGCCAUAUGGAGCUGUCGUCUCCAAGCCCAAGAUAUUCCCAGGUGACACUAUUCUGGAGACAAAGGAAGUUGUUCCUCCAUUAGAAAUACCAGACAGUCAUCAUUAAACGCUCAAGAACUCAGAAACUUGCAGGCAUUUGUGUUGAUUACUAAAAUUCACUUACAGAACUCAGAAUCUUAUUUAAGAAUAAAAAUGGCUUCAACUUCA
This is a messenger RNA of Anolis carolinensis (green anole), 575 nucleotides long. It is a transcript of the gene ndufb6, whose product is annotated as NADH:ubiquinone oxidoreductase subunit B6. The record is from RefSeq and is a predicted model, not a curated record. The transcript is spliced from 4 exons. Bases 49 to 474 code for a protein of 141 amino acids. NCBI's taxonomy places the organism in Eukaryota, Metazoa, Chordata, Lepidosauria, Squamata, Anolidae. Gene Ontology annotation, biological process: mitochondrial ATP synthesis coupled electron transport; mitochondrial electron transport, NADH to ubiquinone.